Racocetra persica is the source of this 214-nucleotide messenger RNA. The record is from the annotation of a GenBank genome assembly. NCBI's taxonomy places the organism in Eukaryota, Fungi, Glomeromycota, Glomeromycetes, Diversisporales, Gigasporaceae.
AGAUUAUUUAAAUCUUCAAACAAAUGAAGAAGAAUUGGGGUUCUUGAUAGAGGAAAGUAAGAAACAAUUAGAAAAGGUAAAAGAGGAAAUAGAAACUAUCAAAAAUAAUAUAGAGAAUGAAGAAAGCAGUAAAGAUGACUUUGAAAUAAUCGAUAAAGAUUUAACAACAAGAGAAAGAUAUAAGGAUGAGUUAAAAAAACUUAUCCAUGAAUGA